Micromonas pusilla CCMP1545 is the source of this 1716-nucleotide messenger RNA. RefSeq lists its product as uncharacterized. Gene Ontology annotation, molecular function: oxidoreductase activity. NCBI's taxonomy places the organism in Eukaryota, Viridiplantae, Chlorophyta, Mamiellophyceae, Mamiellales, Mamiellaceae. Bases 1 to 1716 code for a protein of 571 amino acids. Gene Ontology annotation, biological process: carotenoid metabolic process. The transcript has 3 exons. The record is from RefSeq and is a predicted model, not a curated record.
AUGUCGUCGUCGUCGUCGUCGACGUCGUCGACGCGACGGAUCAGAGCUCGCGGCGUCCCCGUCGCGCCUCUCCGCGUCGCCGCGUCCAGAGCGUCGUCCCCGCGCGCGUCGACGACGACGACGACGCGCGCGGCGGCGACGCCGAACGACGACGCGGACGUCGUCGUCAUCGGCAGCGGCGUCGGCGGCCUCACCGCGGCGGCGAUGCUCGCGUAUUACGGCAAAAAAGUCCUCGUCCUCGAGUCGCACUACGCCACCGGCGGCGCCGCGCACGGGUUCGCGCGGAAAACCGCCGUCGGCGAGUUCCGCUUCGACACCGGGCCGUCGUUCUUCGCCGGGCUCACGACCCCGAACGCGCUGAACCCGCUCGCGGCGGUCCUGACCCUGCUCGGCGAGCCGCUCGAGACGGUCAAGUACGAUCCGCUCGGAACGUUUCACAUGGAGAAGGGCAAGCCGGGGCUCCGACGGCACGCGGACCUCUCGAAGCUCGUCGCGGAGGUGGAGCGAUUCUCCCCGCAGGGCGCGAAGGAGUUGAGCGCCGCGGUGCCGAAGAUACGGACGAUGUACGACGCGCUGUCGCAGCUGCCGACGCCGGCGCUGCGAGCGGAUUGGAAAGUCGGGAUAAUGAUCGUCUCGCGGUACAUGAAAGCCAUGGCGGGGCUCGGGCCGUACGCGCCCGUGCUGCCCAACCCCACCGUGGGCCUUCUCGACUUUCUCGGCAUCAACGAUCCGUGGAUGCGGCGGCUCGCGGACUUGGAGUGCUACCUCCUGAGCGGCGUGGACGCGAGCGGGACGGUGGCCGCGGAGUUCGCAGCCGUCUUCGGCGCGAGCGACGAUCUGAAGCAGAGCGAGUUCCCCGUGGGCGGCGCGGAGGAGAUCACGAACGCGCUCGUGAGGGGGCUCGAGAAGCACGGCGGGGAGGUGAGGUUGAAAACGCACGUCGAUAAGGUGUUACUGGAUCGGAAGGACGGGAACAGGGCGGUCGGCGUGAAGCUGAAGAGCGGCGAAGAGAUCCGAGCGCCCAUCGUGCUGUCCAACGCGUCCGUGUGGGACACGUACGAGCACCUCAUCCCCGCAGACGCGGUGAGCGCGAAAGAGCGAAGCGAUGCGCUCGGAAUCCCGUGCAGCGAGUCGUUCAUGCACUUGCAUCUCGGGAUCGACGCGAAGGGCUUGGAUCUGAGCGCGCUCGGCGGCCACCACGUCGUGAUCCGCGACGAGAACGCGCCGAUAUCGACGCCGGGAAACGUGUGCAUGAUCUCAAUCGCGUCGGUGUGGGAGCCGAGCAUGGCGCCGGCGGGGCAUCACUGCGUGCACGCGUACACGAUGGAGCCGUACGAGGGGUGGGAGCGCGGGGAAGGGUACGCGCAGAAGAAGAUCGAGCGGAGCGCGAAGCUGUACGAGGCGCUGGAGAGGAUAAUACCGGACGUUCGCGAACGAGUCGUUCACGAGGAGAUCGCGUCGCCGCUGACGCAUCAGAAGUGGAUGCGGCGGCACAAGGGAACGUACGGCGCGGCGAUCCGCGCGCCGGACAUGUUCCCCGGGCCGAGCACGGGGGUGAAGGGGCUGUACAGGGUCGGGGACUCGUGUGCGCCGGGGGUGGGGCUUCCCGCCGCCGCGAGCAGCGGCGUGAUCGCCGCCAACACGCUGACGGACCUCGACGCGCACUUCAAACUCGUGGACGAAGUCAACGCGAUCGCCGCCGCCGCGGGGCGGUGA